This is a messenger RNA of Acanthosepion pharaonis, 747 nucleotides long. The record is from the annotation of a GenBank genome assembly. NCBI's taxonomy places the organism in Eukaryota, Metazoa, Mollusca, Cephalopoda, Sepiida, Sepiidae.
AUGUGGGUAAAAGAGUUAAAUACACCCCAGGCUGAAAGAGACUUCUCUCUCUAUUUUUUUGAUCCUAAAACAAUUCUCUUAUUGCAGUCUGAAACACACUCUGGACUCGAUGGAGACACUGACAGUGCUGAUGCUGAUGAUGAAUUUGAGUGUGACUGUAUUCAUUGCCAACAAAUGAGAGAUGUGUUCAGUCACCGACCAAGUUCCCAAGGAAAUGAACCAGAGACAGCAGCAGCCGCUGCAGCUGCAGCGGCUACUGCCAUUGCUGCUAGCAGUAGUCCUUUGCCCACAUCAACUGCUUCGGUACUUCUUAACACUGGAAGCAGUGGAUCUCUAAGUUCUGAGCAUAAUGAUUGGUCAACAAGUCUGUCUGAAGAUAAUCCAUUAGACAUUAACAUUGCUGAGCUGAAUCCCCUGGACUUGCUGUUAAUGCGUCAGGAUGCCCGACGGGAUAUGUUGGAACUCAUGUUUCAAAAUGUGAUCCUGCAGAUGCUGGCCGUGCACCCCGACCUCCUCAACGACCAGGCUCCACCUCCAGCGACACAAACAGUUAUUGAAAAUUUACAAUCCAUCCAUGCCACCCAAGAGGAUAUAGACCAAGAUGCCAGCUGCCCAAUAUGCUUGUGUUCUUGGGAAUUAAAUGAGACAAUGGCCCAGCUUCCCUGCCAGCACCUUUUUCAUCCUCUUUGUAUUCGUGCUUGGCUUGUUAAGUCUGGAACUUGUCCCGUGUGUCGCCAUGUACUGUAG